This is a messenger RNA of Cataglyphis hispanica, 2636 nucleotides long. RefSeq lists its product as uncharacterized. The record is from RefSeq and is a predicted model, not a curated record. The transcript is spliced from 3 exons. Lineage: Eukaryota; Metazoa; Arthropoda; Insecta; Hymenoptera; Formicidae. The coding region runs from base 124 to 1932 and encodes 602 amino acids.
GUUGCAUUUCUCGAAGUUAGCCUAGCAUAACUGCAUGAGAUGCUUUGUGUCUAAGAAGAUUUCGAUUAACUUUUAAUAAGAGUCAUUUCGUUUUGUAUGUGACUGAAGCAUAUUAUGUGAAGAAUGUCACAAUAUAUAUUAGUCUUUUGUAAUUAUCAUAAAUAUUAUGUGACAAAUAUGAAAUAUGGAAGAAUGAAGUGUACAGUUAAGAAUGAUAAGAAUCGUAAGAAAAUAUGUACUAUACGUACAAUUGCACGAAAUAAAAAUAAAAUUAACCUUUCUGCAAUUGCUGAAAAUUUAAAUAGAAAUAAUCCAUGCAUUGUUCUGGAAAAUGCCAUAUUUUCCAAUUACUGUGGUAAUAAACAAAGUAAAGUAAAGACUGUGAAUCUUAAUGUAACAAUUUCUUAUAAUAACAGCAAAAGCAAAACAGUAGAUAUCAAUACUAAUAAUUCUACGAAUGAUACUAAUACUGAUAAUAAUAUAGUUUCCUGUGAUAAUGACAAAGAUCAAAGCAUAGUAGAUAAUGUUAUCAAUAAUUCUACGAAUGAUACUGAUUUUGAUAAUAACACAAUAUUUUCUUGUAGUAAUGACAAUGGCUGUAAAACAGUAAAUAGUGAUAUCAAUAUCGGUAAAUCUACGAAUGACAUUAAUCUUGAUAAUAAUAUAUUUUCCUGUGGUAAUGAUAAAGAUCAUAGCAUAAUAGAUGCUGCCAUUAAUGUCACGAAUUCUGCGAAUGGUACUGAUUUUGAUAAGAACGUAAUAUAUUCUUAUGAUAAUGAACAUGGUCACGUUACAUUAAAUGAUGAAAGUUGUAUCAAUGAUCCUAAGAAACAUGCUAUGGUUUCUAAGAAACAUGAUUGUGAUAAUGCCAUGAUAUUUUCCAAUGAUUGUGAUAAUAAAUGUAAUAGAAUAAAAGCUACAAAACUUAACGUUACAUUUUCCUGCGAUAACAGUAACAAAACGAUGAUGAUAGAUGGUGAUAUUAAUGCCAAUAAUUCCAUGGAUGGAAAUUAUUCUGAUAAUAACAUAUCAUUUUCCUGUGAUAAUGACAGAGAUCAUAGUAUAGUAAAUAGUACUAUUAAUGCCAACAAUUCUAUAAAUGAUUUUGAUAAUAAUGUGAUAUUUUCUUAUGAUAAUAACAAUGUGUGCAAAACGGUAGAUAUCAAUAUCAAUAAUUCUAUGAAGGAUAAUGAUUGUAAUAAUAAUAUAUCAUUUUCCUGCAAUAAUGAUAAAGAUCACAACAUCGUAUUAGAUGAUGUUAUUAAUGUCAACAAUUGUAGAAAUAAUACUGAUUUUGAUAAUAACGUGAUAUUUUCUUGUGAUAAUGACAAUAACUGUGAUAUUGCAGAUAAUGAUAUUAAUACCAAUAAUUUUAUGAAUAACAAUAAUAAUAUGACAUUUUCCUGUGACAGUAAUAAUGCCAAUGUUUCUGCAACUGGUAUUGUUCUCAAUGAUGUUAUGAUAUUUCCCUAUGACGAUGAUAAUAAUUCUAAUAUAUUAUAUGAUCUCACUAAUGCCAAAACUUCUAUAAAUUAUAAUAAUAGUGAUAAUAAUAUAACAUUUUCCUGUGAUGAUGAAAAUAUUAUUAACAACGUUGCUGGCGCAAACAUAACGAAUACUUCCGAGUAUUUACCUUCAACAUCGGAAAUUACAAUUGAAAAAGAGACUACAAAACACGAAAGCAUCCACAAUAACAAUUCUACAAUUAAUAAUAAAAAUUCUUCAGAGUCACUGAUAGACAUUUCUUCUGUAAACACAUUUGGUUGUAGAGAAAACGAUUUAUAUGUUCCGUUCUCUCAACCUAAAGGACUUCAAAAAAAAAAUUUUUGUUACUAUUGCAAAAAGUUUCAAAGUAAAAUUGCACGCCAUUUAGAAAACGUGCAUAAAUUGGAACCUGAAGUAAAAAAAAUUUGCAUUAUUACCAAAAGGUAAUUUAGAGAGAAAAAAAAUUAUAGAAACUAUUAGGAGGAAAGGGAAUUUUAUAUACAAUACAGAUCCUUCCGUAAAUACGGGAGAGUUAAUUGUUUGUCGAAGACCUGCCAAAAAUAAUUGCAAAACAGUACGAGAUUUUACGUGUUGUUCAAAGUGUAAAGGAUAGUUCACUAAAAAUAAUAUCAGGCACUAUUUUAAGCAAUGUGCAUGUGUAAUCAAAGGCAGAAAUGUACAAAUUUUAGGACGUGCUGUAAUGGGAAGAAUCCAUGAAUGUGCAAGUGAGACAGUAAGAAAAGUUUUAUUCCCGGUUUUGAGAGAAGACGAUGUUACACGAUGUAUUAGAUACGAUAAAUUAUUAAUAACAUAUGCAAACAAAUUAUGUAUCAAGUACAAUCAUCAACAUCAACAAGACAUGAUACGUGCUAGACUUCGAUUAUUAGGACGGUUUCUUAUUGCAGUAAAAGAGUAUAAUCCUAACAUAACAGAGUUUUCUGAUAUAUAUGAUCCUUCCAUGUAUGAUAAUUGUCUUAAAGCAUAAAUAAAAUAGCUCAUUUUGAUGACAUUAAUAAAAAAUAUGGUGCACCAUCAGUCGCGUCAAAUAUUGGAACAAAUUUAAAACAAAUUGGUAAUUUGUUAAUAACAGAAUGCAUAAAAACAAAUAAUAUAGAAAAGCAAAAUACCACAAAAAAUUUUUUGAAAUUAGU